This is a messenger RNA of Mizuhopecten yessoensis (Yesso scallop), 2190 nucleotides long. RefSeq lists its product as uncharacterized. Gene Ontology annotation, molecular function: protein binding. The transcript is spliced from 9 exons. The record is from RefSeq and is a predicted model, not a curated record. NCBI's taxonomy places the organism in Eukaryota, Metazoa, Mollusca, Bivalvia, Pectinida, Pectinidae. Bases 97 to 2190 code for a protein of 697 amino acids.
GACAGAGCUCAGCCUAACGGAUCACGCGAGCUGCCCUUUGAUGUGGACAGUGCCUGAUUUUAAAUAAUCUCGCCUUUAUGCAGUAAAUAGUGAACCAUGCCGAAGGGCCGUGGUAAAGGCAGGAAACGGAAAGGACCGGCUCAGAGAGUUACUCCGGCCCGCAAUGUCCUGUCAGAGGACCAGCCAGGGACGAGUACAGCCGGGUUGAUCCCCGCCACAGAUGAUCCAGACACUUCCCAGAUAUCACAGCCCAGCCAGACGAGCCGGCCAAGCACUGCUAGUCAACAGCAGCAGCAGCAGCAGGAAAAAAACAUCCGUAGACACCAUACUCAGAUGAUUAUUGAUUUAGGUGAUAUGUUUUCACCUAAACAAUGGCGUUCUAUUUGUAAUCGAGUUGAAAUGAUGAAAUAUGUGUCGACCAGGGAUAUGGGUGAUGUAGACAGUAUGGAGGACCUGUGUAAAGCCUUGAUGAGGAAUGGAGUCAUUAAACAUGGGGAAUACAGUAAUCUACGUGAAAUUCUUGUUACCUGCGAUGUCGAGGCUGGAGUAAUCAUUGAUGAUUACACAGAAAGAAUACAUCAGGAAAGGGAAGGUCCAUCACCGGCCAAGCAAGCAAAGACAAGAGAUCAAGGCCAGCAAUAUUCUACAGAAAUCCAUCCUGACUUGGAACCCAUGAUAGGAACAGCCAAAGCCAGAAUUAAAAAAGAAAAAGAGGAGAAAAAAUUCUACCCCACCAAAGGUUUCUGUGAUGCUAAAGACAAGCUUCAAAAGAACAGGGUUGUUGUCAUCAAGGGAAACACGGGGGACGGUAAAACAGCAAUCGCCGUUCAACUCCUUCAUUGGCUGAGUGAGGAGCAGCAAGCCGGACAACCCCUACAAAUUCACAAGAUUGAAGAUUUACGAUUAUUGGCCCCAAAAUUAAAAUUGAUCACUUAUAUUGAUGAUAUUUUUGGUGAGAAAAAUGUGAGUAAAACGGAUGUACAAGAGUGGAACAAAAGAAUCUCAGAUGUAGAAACACUUUUUGUAGAUAAACAAACCCAGACCAAUUUUCUCAUCGUUACUAUUCGUAAUGAAGUAUUCAAUUCUUUGCAAAAGCGUUCUCCUGGAACAAUUUUAAUCAAAGAUAACAUUAUUGAUUUAAGUUCACAUACAUACCAAUUUGCAGAAGAAAAAAAAGAACUUUUAGAGCUGUAUAAGCCAAAACACUUUUCAUGGACAGAUCAAGAAAAAAAACAAAUUUCAACUUAUGCACCAAACAUUGGAUUCCCACAAUGUUGCCAGCUUUUCUACAAUUCUGAAGAAUUGCAGAAAGAGCGAGUGAGAUUUUUUGAAAAUCCUUUUUAUUUCUUGAAUGAAGCAUUGUCAAGAUUACAAGAAUGUUCUGCACUUUUGUACCUCUUCCUCAAUGGUGGAAUGAUAAGAGUAAACGAUCUUGAUCCAAACAGUAAAAAAGUCGAUGAAAAAUUGCUGGAAGAAGCUUUUGAAAUCAAUUUGAUUGAUGGUGAAGAUUACCGUACAAAAUUGACAUAUAAGAAAAAAGUAGGAUUUGUAAAAGAAACUUUGGAAAAGUUGUUAGGAUUUUUAGUAGUGAAGGAGACACAUUUCAGGUUUUAUGUGGACUUCGUAGCGAAGGAGAAACAUUGGUCUGUUGAGGAUGUGUACAGAUUUAAUCAUGAUUCUAUAUAUGUUGCUGUUGCAUUUUUGUAUGGAAAAGUCACACCGAUUGGCUACAUACAGAAUUGUCCCAGCAAAUCCCUCAGUUAUCUAACAACCUCAGAGACGACUGCUAACAUGAUUGUCAUAUCAUCUGAUCAUUAUACAGAAAUGUGUGAGCGUCUACUCCGAGAAUUUGAAUCAUGUUCUCGUAGUGCAGAAGAAUGUGCUUUAUAUCUUCUGUGUGAGGGAGUAGAACCUGACGAGGACACAGUGAUGUGUGUGGUGGAGGGACGGAGUGAGGAAGUGUUACGUAAACUACUCCAAUACGAUGUCACUCCUAUAGCGAGGGAUUUUGAUUCUAACAAUGUCCUACAUUGGGCGUGUGUGUAUGAGAGAGACGAAAUGGUGACGUUGUUAUGUGACACUUACCCACACUUGGUACAUGACACUAAUAUGAGUGGAUUUACCCCGAUCCAUGCUGCGGCGUUUGGAGGAAAAUGUUCUGUGUUUCAGAUAGUGGAGAGGUUGUUUUAA